This is a messenger RNA of Acaromyces ingoldii, 2169 nucleotides long. RefSeq lists its product as hypothetical. Gene Ontology annotation, biological process: guanine metabolic process. Gene Ontology annotation, molecular function: guanine deaminase activity; zinc ion binding. The coding region runs from base 1 to 2169 and encodes 722 amino acids. Lineage: Eukaryota; Fungi; Basidiomycota; Exobasidiomycetes; Exobasidiales; Cryptobasidiaceae. Gene Ontology annotation, cellular component: cytosol. The transcript has 7 exons. The record is from RefSeq and is a predicted model, not a curated record.
AUGGUGAGUGACUCGUGGCUUGUGCACUCCUUUGGGUGCGCUGGGCGACCGCUCCGUCCGACGGGGUCGGGGGCGCGGCUGACCCGGCGCGUUUUUGUCGGCGCAGUCGUCUCGCCAAAGUCGCUCCUCUCCCUGCGCAUCUACCAGCGCGGCAUCAUCGGCGUAGGGUCGAGCGGCGUCAUUCGCUUCGUCGAGGAUCUCGAAAAGGUGGAGAGUGAGCUUGCUGCAAGCGUGGGCAGUGAAUCUGGAGGGGAGGAAGAUGACCGCUGCUCCACGCCGGUGCCCAUCCCUGGCAACCAGACUGCCAAGAAUCACCACGCUGAGUCAACGGCGACAGACAGCCUCGACAUGCUCCCUCCGCCUGCAAUCAACGCGCAAGAGCUCUCGGGCAUCUCUACACAAAUUCAGGGUGAGGAGGCCGCGAUCAAGUCCGUCGUCGAAAAGCACGGCUGGGCAUACGGCGCCUACGAGCUUGUCAAGCUCGACCAGGGAAGCUUCCUCUGUCCAGGCUUCGUCGAUACCCACAUUCAUGCUUGCCAGGUGCCCAACUUGGGCCUUGGACAGCAAUACGAGCUUCUUGGGUGGCUCGAGAACAUCACCUUCCCACGAGAGCGCAAAUUCGAGGAUCCCGUGUAUGCACGCAAGACGUACGAAUCAGUCGUCCAGCGCAUGCUCAACUGUGGCACAACGGCGGCAGCCAUGUAUGCAACGAUUCACGAGGAAGGCGGCGCCAUUCUUGCCGAGGUCUGCAACGAGAAGGGAAUCCGAGCCCUUGUCGGAAAGUGUCAGGCAGAUCGUAAUUGUCCAGUGGACUACGUCGAGAAGAACGCGAGCUUAUCGAUGGAAGCGACAAAGAAGUUUAUCAACUACUGUCGCAAUCUGCUCCCCUAUGGUCACGAGCCAGACCCGUUGAGCCCUUCGCUCACACCGUCCGAUGCGAGCGCAAGCCCCGAAAUGGAUCACUCAAUCGCGAGGCUUUCCAAGACGAUGCGCGAAAUCGAAGAUGCGACCUCUUCGCCUGGUACGAGUCAGGAUAGCCAAGCAUCAACGAGCACAAAUGCAACGAGUGUCGAGACGUCUUCUCCAGAACCAAUGAGGAAGAGCAGCCUGGGGCAGGAGAUCGGAGACAUGUCAAAGGACAUUACCUUAAAUGGAACUGCCUCUGGUGGGCACCGGACAGGAAGCGUGAGCUCCACAAGCAGCCGCAUCUCCAAGGACAAGAAGCAAAAGGAGAAGGACUUUGCUGCUGCUCUCGUGCAGCCGAUCCUGACGCCGAGGUUCGCUCUGGCCUGCUCGGAAGCGCUUUUGACGAGCAUCGGAGCGCUGGUCUCUCGUGAUCCCUCCUUGCGAAUCCAAACACAUCUCUCCGAAAACGCCGGCGAGAUCGAAUUCACCAAGAAGCUGUUUGCGUUUGCCUCGUGCUACACCGAUGUCUACGACCAUUUCUCGCUCCUCACCCCUCGUACAAUUCUGGCACACUGCAUUCACCUCGACGACCAUGAGAUGAAGCUGAUCCGAGAACGGAAAUGUGGCGUCUCGCACUGCCCUAACAGCAACUUCAACUUACGUUCGGGUGCAGCACGCAUCGGCGAGAUGCUCAACAUGGGCAUCAAGGUCGGACUGGGCACAGACAUGAGCGGCGGUUUCGGCAUGAGUGUCCUCUCGGCCAUUCGAGACGCCAGCUUUGCCUCAAAAACCAUCGCUUUCACCGAAGAGAAGGCCGGCAAGGUCAAGGUGGAAGGAAAGAGCGAGGAAGAGUUUGAAGAGACGAUUAAAGGACCGACAAAGCGGGUCGUCGACGGCGAGCUUAAGCCGAAUGGCGUCGAUGCGAUGGCUGAUUUGCCCAACGGUGACUCGUCCCGUGCCGAAGACAGCUUCGACUUUACAAAGUCGCCUUUGAGCUUGGCCACGCUCUUUUACAUGGCCACGCUGGGCGGUGCAGAAGUCUGCAGCCUGGCCCACAGGACAGGAAGCCUCGACGUCGGGAAGGAAUUUGACGCCCUGCUCAUCAACACGGAUGCAAGUUGCGCCAACCCCAACAUGUAUGUCGAGGAGGACGACACACUCGAGGCGCGCUUUGAGAAGAUGCUGUUCUGCGGAGACGAUCGCAAUAUCGCCUCAGUCUUUGUUCGCGGUCGCGUUGUUGGCGGCUCAGCGCCGAUUGUCUGA